This is a messenger RNA of Fomitopsis serialis, 1284 nucleotides long. Its product is annotated as maintenance of telomere capping protein 1. The transcript is spliced from 4 exons. Lineage: Eukaryota; Fungi; Basidiomycota; Agaricomycetes; Polyporales; Fomitopsidaceae. The record is from RefSeq and is a predicted model, not a curated record. Bases 1 to 1284 code for a protein of 427 amino acids.
AUGGCUUCAAAGUCCAAGUCCAAGCAAGAAGAAGCUCUGCAGUUUCUCGACGAUCUCGACUCCUUGGCGCCUCCAGGCGAUGUCCCCGAGUCCACCCAAGGUUCUCACCCUCCUGGCGGUGAGGCCGAGGUAUACGCAUUCAUAGACGAGAUCACCCAGAAGAGCUCGGAGCCUCCUCGUAUUUCGACGUCCCACAUCGAGCGGCCCUUGUCGCGUGCAGGGACACCUGGGCCAACCGUCAGGAAGAGCACCGAGCGAGUUCGCGUAGGUGCGGCGACACCUCUGUUGCCGACGACCACCACCUCUGCUCCCAAAGCGGACGCUUCUGGCUCUCGUCUGGGUACUCCAGUCACUCCGAAUGAAGGCGCUUACCAGGAGGCACAAGCUGCUGCUGGCGGUUGGGGUUGGGGGAGUGUAUGGACGAGUGCCAGUGCUGCUAUCCAGCAGGCUAAGACUGUUGUAGACGAACAAGUGAAGAAGAACGAGCAGGCUCGCAAGUGGAGUGAGGGGGUUCUAGAGUAUGCAAAGAACGCCCAGCUCAACAAACUCGGUAACGACUUCAAGAGAGUCGGACUGUCCACCCUCACCGACAUCCUCAAUGUCGUCGCCCCGCCCAUUUCGGAGCACGAAGUGAUUCAGGUCUGGCUCAGUCACGAUAUGGCCGGUUAUGACGGCGUCGAAUCGCUUGUAUACAGGGCGCUAUCGAGGAUUAUGGAGCAAGUAGAAGGUGGAGAUCUCGUUGUCAACCGAGGCGAUGAGUCUCGGCCCAAGGAAUCCACAGAUGGGAAGAGGGAGUUGAACGCCGUGGAAGGAUUCGAAGCAGCCUUGAAGCUCGCCCAAGCCAAUAUUGAUGAGAUCAUCAAGCGUAAUGCGAAGCCCCUACAAACGCACCCAACAUCGGCUCAAAAUCCUACGACGUACUCCUACGUAUACGUUCGCAUACAGCCAUACCUGACGACCUUCCCUCUUCCUCAACCGUCCGUUAACGCCGAGGUCGUCACCCCCGCAACACCCACUACACAGACGUCCUUGCAAUUCCUCAUUUACCUGUCAGAUCCCACGCAUCAGCUGAAUCAUUCCACGGUCACCCAAGCGGUUCCGGGCAAUUGGCUCGACUUUUGGGACGAGUACGAAUGGGUGGAAGAUUUGGUCGUGGAGGCCAUUCGAGUAGGCGUCGAGGUGAUCGGUCAGGAGUACGUCGUCUCGCGAAUGGGAUGGAGCAAUCCGACGGAGAGGGGACCUCAACAACCGGAACCAACUGUAGAAGAGACGACUGCCGCUUGA